AUGCGUACACUUAGAAUCAAGCGAUUUGUGUCUCCUCGACGUGUUUGGUCCGGAGUUUUACUGCUACUGGGUGUGUUACUUUCACUACAGUAUCAGGGUGUCGAUGUCUGUUCUAUGCUUCUCUCCCGAAGUGUUGCCGCCUUCACCAAGACGCCGUCCCAUCACGAUCUCACCAUAAACGACGUUAGUAUUACUGCUACGGACCUGCUCAAUAUUCUUCGAGAGCCGCUGGUGUUGGAGCGCCGUGCGGAAGAAACCGAUGAGAUGUUUGUGGCGCGUUUCCCGAUCCCGUCAAAAGACUUUGGCCGUCCUGAGUUUUUGCAAAUGGCGCAGGCAUCGAGACAAGGAGAUGGACUUAUCUUUCUUUGUGCCGUCCGAGGUGCGACAGCUCGGCAAAGUUGGACCGGAUUGCCCGACUGCGUACGCGAUGGCGGUCCGCACCUUUGGAGGCAUCGUAAUCAGUUUGCCACGCUUUCGGCGGGACGAAGAAAGGAUCGUCCACGCUACGCUUUUUCGGUCGACGAACAAUCCGACACAGGAAGGGAACUAGUUCAUAGUCUUGUACUUCUGAUUGAGAUUGAUAGAAGCACGAUGUCGAUGCAGGCCGAAUUCAACAAACGAAGCAGCGUGGUCCUCUCGUUGGCAAUACUGAUCGUGUCCUUGGGCAGAAUCCCUACCGAGCUGCGUCUUUUACGAUCACACUCUUCCGACCGGAUCGUCCUUGACACAGCAUCUAAAGGUUCGACGGGACAAGCCAAGGCUUUUCGAAAAACUAACUGUACGGCACACAUGUCUCCUCGUCGCCAUGAAAAGGACGUUGACAAGAAAGCAGACACUAAGGGUCCCAAAAUAGCCUUGCUGAUGAGUUUUCCAAACUCGGGAACCUCCUAUACCAUCCUUAUGCUACGUCACUUGUCCGCUACGUUUUCCGCCAGCAAUUAUGGCUUGGAGAAGACGUAUGUUGGCAGCGAGUCCUCCAACACGAAUGUCGCGAUUCGACUUGAUCAGCCUCAAGGACCGUUUUGGAUGGACGCCGCCACAAAGAGUAACGCCAAUUACACUUACCCGGCCGACCUUGUGUUGACUAAGACACACUGUGGAGGGAAAUGCGUACACUGUCCUCCUAAAAUGUAUAUCGAGUCACCUUACAGCUUUCGACGAGAAUGCCUUACGGCUCGAAAGAUCAUUAAUAGCACCACAAUCCGAACGCAGGUGUACCCUACCACACACGUACAAAAAGCGAUUCAUUUAUUUCGAGAUCCAGUGAAUAAUGUCGUUUCACGCUUCCAUCAUGAACGCAGGUCCGGACGUAGCGCCGUCGCGUACCCAGCGACAAGAGAAGGAUUCCGCGACUACUGCAAAAACCUAAAUGAUAGUUUUGAAACCUCCGAGGUCAAGUCAAUAUUAUGGGAUAGGGAGUUGAGGAAUGCGUUUGAAAAUGUCCCUUGUCGAGCUGAAUUCGUUCGCUAUGUGCUUUGGCAUGAUCUAACGUUUUGGAUGACGAGAGACAUGGAAAUAGAAACCUUCAUUCUUCGUUACGAAUGGUAUGAAAGUCGCUUGGGGUUUACAGCGUCGAAGCUAGUGCGAUUCCUGGAUCUGAAGCCUGUGGGCGAUCUCGUGCCUUUUGUAGCCGGGAAAAAGUACCAUGACUAUUUUUCGCCCAGAGAGCACAAUGCGAUUGCCAGCGCAAUUCACAUGUCGGCGUCAUCGAAGACAUGGGAAGUUGUAAAAGAGUAUUUCCGUCAUAAAAUCCAGUAUAGCUCUCAAAAGACGAUCCGUACAAUUCAUUGACAGUGAACAAGCAGCGCAGUUGUAGAGGUUGUUGCUGAUGCUAAAGUAGACUCAUUUCGAUUCUUCUUGGAACCCUUAUUUUAGCCUAGUAUCUAAAUUUGCCUAUUC
Phaeodactylum tricornutum CCAP 1055/1 is the source of this 1899-nucleotide messenger RNA. RefSeq lists its product with no specific name. Bases 1 to 1791 code for a protein of 596 amino acids. The record is from RefSeq and is a predicted model, not a curated record. Gene Ontology annotation, molecular function: sulfotransferase activity. The transcript has 2 exons. NCBI's taxonomy places the organism in Eukaryota, Bacillariophyta, Bacillariophyceae, Surirellales, Neidiaceae.